UAGAGUACACAAGAUGACAAGACGAAGCGACUGGUCGCUAGCAAGUGGCGCCCACGUCCGCGCUCUCCUGUCCCGUCUCCUCAACUGAACCAAUGGCAGCGGCGGCGUGGCCUGGCACCGCCUGCGCCUCCUCCCCGAACUCUCUUCUGCUCUCGGGCUCCCCUCCCCACGCAGCCUUCGCGCUCGCGCCUUCCCCGGGGAGCUCCAUGCGGCGGCGACUUCUCCUCGGCUUCGGCACCCCGGCCGUGGCGGUGGUGGCUGCCGUGGCUCCCCCCGCGGUGCUGCAGGAUGGGGUGGCCACGCUGCUCAUCACCGCUGGCGCCUACUCCCUUGUGCGCACCUUCGAUGUGCUCACCGAGCGGCGGCUCAUCGAACAGAGUUUGAGCAGAAAGAUUGUGCAUGUGCUGUCCGGCGUUCUGUUCAUGUCUUCCUGGCCACUGUUCAGUAAUUCGACAGAAGCACGGUACUUCGCUGCAGUUGUUCCAUUCUUGAACUCCAUAAGGCUUCUGACAUACGGACUCCGUCUUUACACCGAUGAAGCUUUAGUAAAAUCGGUGACCCGUGAAGGAAAACCAGAGGAAUUGCUGAAAGGUCCUCUCUAUUAUGUCCUGGUGCUGCUGUUCAGUGUUUUAGUCUUCUGGCGUGAGUCCCCCAUUGGGAUUGUUUCCUUGUCGAUGAUGAGUGGCGGCGAUGGCUUCGCUGACAUUGUCGGGAGAAGGUAUGGCUCACUGAAGCUGCCAUUUAAUGAGAAGAAGAGCUGGAUCGGUAGCAUCUCGAUGUUCUUUUCCGGCUUCCUGCUAUCCGCUCUAAUGCUGUUCUACUUCUCAAGCCUUGGUUACAUUCAUGUUAGCUGGGAGGAGAUAUUUGGUAAGCUGGUUCUUGUUGCAUUGGCAGCCACAAUAGUGGAGUGUAUUCCUGUCACUGAUGUUGUAGAUGACAAUAUCUCUGUUCCUUUGGCCACCAUGUUGGUAGCUUUUCUGUUAUUUGGCUCCAAUGCACAAUGACUAAUACUAUUAAGUAGGCGCUUUUUGAGUUUUCCCUGCAAUGAACCCACAUUUUCCCCUCC
Phragmites australis (common reed) is the source of this 1066-nucleotide messenger RNA. RefSeq names its product probable phytol kinase, chloroplastic. The transcript has 6 exons. Gene Ontology annotation, molecular function: phytol kinase activity. The record is from RefSeq and is a predicted model, not a curated record. Gene Ontology annotation, cellular component: chloroplast. Lineage: Eukaryota; Viridiplantae; Streptophyta; Magnoliopsida; Poales; Poaceae. Bases 93 to 1004 code for a protein of 303 amino acids. Gene Ontology annotation, biological process: vitamin E biosynthetic process.